Messenger RNA from Acanthaster planci (crown-of-thorns starfish), 1296 nucleotides. RefSeq names its product muscarinic acetylcholine receptor M1-like. NCBI's taxonomy places the organism in Eukaryota, Metazoa, Echinodermata, Asteroidea, Valvatida, Acanthasteridae. The record is from RefSeq and is a predicted model, not a curated record. Gene Ontology annotation, molecular function: G protein-coupled receptor activity. Gene Ontology annotation, cellular component: plasma membrane. Gene Ontology annotation, biological process: adenylate cyclase-activating adrenergic receptor signaling pathway; positive regulation of MAPK cascade.
AUGUUACCUGUGGCGCCCAACGAUACCCUGGCCGGAGUGUGCAGCGAGGACACUCCGAUGCACUGCAUCGGCUGGACGGUGUCUAUUUCCCUCAUACUCGGCAUUAUCGGUGUUGUGACAGUGGUCGGAAAUAUUUUAGUGAUUGCUGCAUAUUGCAGGGAUAUUCGCAUAAGGUCGUGUGUUUCCAACAUGUUUAUAUUGAAUUUGUCCAUCAGUGAUUUGAUUGUGGGAGCGGUGUCUUUGCCUAUGAAUUCUGUGGCACUUGUCCUGGGCCGAUGGCCCUUUGGAAAAAUCCCAUGCCAGUUGUGGAUCGCUUUGGACUACUCUGCGGUCAACGUUGGCGUGAACAUGAUAAUUUUCAUCAGGCUCGACCGAUACUGGUUGGUUACCAAGAAACUUUCUUACAAUACAUUUCAGACGCGUAAACGCGCUGCUACUAUGAUUACGAUUGCAUGGAUUAGCAAUGUGUUGUUUUUCACCUUGGUCACAUUUACUUGGGGCCCGUUGGUGGGCGUCUAUAGAAUAGAUUACGACCAUGAAUGUGACAUUGAAUCUGUUGACAGUGUUCUUUUUUCAGUAUUUGAAAUUUUGGCCGAGUUUGUCAUUCCAGUGUCGCUCAUUCUAUACCUGAAUGCCGCUGUUUACAUCAACAUCAAGCGCAGAUCCCUUGGCUUGUGUCAAAAGGCAAACAUGCCUGCUGAGUUUCCAAAGCCCGCCGAGGGCGCCAGUGGUGAUAACUGUGCGGGCAAUGAAAGACGCAUAGAAUUAACUGCCAAAAGACAACAACAUGACAUGGCUCAGUCAUUGCCUCCAGUAAUGUCAGCUAGCGAGGGAAUAACAGAAACUCCGGAGCGGGGGGCUUGUGUCAGUGUGGGAUUUGACGAGCAAUCCAGGGAUACCGAUUCUCAGAUCGAAACUGCCAUAGUCGACAGGAAAGCUGACGAAACGGAAAGCAACGCCCAACCUUCAAAACCCGAGAACAGACUUCAGCCUUCAGGACAACAUCGAACUAGUCAGCUCAGAGAGUUCAGACGUCACCGUAAAGCAGCAAUCACCUUAUCAGUACUCGUUGGCGUGGCAAUAUCAGUAUGGCUGCCUUUCUAUGUCACGUCACUAAUUUCAUCUGUCUGUCACGACUGCGUCUCCAAUGUUGUCUGGAACGUGGUCAUUUAUCUACUGUGGUGUAAUUCCACAUUAAACCCAUUCAUCUAUGCACUCUUGGUGGUGCGUUUCCGAGAGAACAUAAUACACUUUUUGUGUCUAAGAGCUUGCAGGAACCGCAAUGGUCGAAAGUGA